Fraxinus pennsylvanica is the source of this 348-nucleotide messenger RNA. The record is from the annotation of a GenBank genome assembly. Lineage: Eukaryota; Viridiplantae; Streptophyta; Magnoliopsida; Lamiales; Oleaceae.
AUGCCAACGCGCAGAAGGAAGAGCAAAUUAUUAAAGCACAGUGCAGGAUUGGCCAUUGUGUCGAAGAAAAUACUUAGGGUUUCACAAGUUGCAAGUGAAAGGGGAGUUAGAAUUUUACAUUCUAUUUCGAAAUUCUCUGCAACUCAUCGAGUUCUUCAAGAAAUGUUGCAGAUUGGUGCAGUGACAAAGUUGUCUCUCGUGCUUCAAGUUAAUUGUGGAGCCAAAACAAUGAAGACAGCUGGAGCCAUACUUAAACUGCAUGCAAGAUCAUGGAAGAGCUCACCAUGUGUGCCCAUGGAGUUGUUUGAUUCUUAUCCAUCUAGAUUUAGUGAUGGAAUUAGGGGAUAG